Penicillium canariense is the source of this 387-nucleotide messenger RNA. Its product is annotated as DUF4267 domain-containing protein. Lineage: Eukaryota; Fungi; Ascomycota; Eurotiomycetes; Eurotiales; Aspergillaceae. Bases 1 to 387 code for a protein of 128 amino acids. The transcript has a single exon. The record is from RefSeq and is a predicted model, not a curated record.
AUGCUCUCUCAAUUUUCCAUACGCCAUCUUCCACCUCUCCUCGUGGCAGCAGCCACCACAUUCGGCGGCCUUCUCCCUCUCUUCAAUGCCGAGUACGCCAUCCGAGAGUUCGGCCUACCUCAGCGCGUUGCAGAUUCCAGGUCGGCUCAGUCGGUUAUGAUAACAAGCGCAGCCCGUAUUUCCGCCAUCGGGCAUGCUCUUUUUCUCUUCUAUUUCCAGGGAAAGCUUGUGGAGUUCGAUACGCUUCUGUCCGUCCUGGGCCAUGUGGGUCUCAUCGACGGCUACGUGUGCUGGCGUGAAGGGGUCCCGGGCAAAGGUCUUUUCCGUGCGGUAUCUGGGCUAGUUAUCGCUACUUGGGGGUGGUUGAGGCUGACCUCAAGUGUGUAG